Messenger RNA from Parascedosporium putredinis, 408 nucleotides. The record is from the annotation of a GenBank genome assembly. Lineage: Eukaryota; Fungi; Ascomycota; Sordariomycetes; Microascales; Microascaceae.
AUGUUUGACCAGCCUAUCAUCGACCUUGGCUGGCUCUCCGACCCCGCCGACGCCGAGGUCGCCGUCGCCAUCUUCAAGCGAGCCCGUGCCGCGUGGGAGACCUCUUCACUCGGCAGCAUCAAGGCCACCCCGGAGCUCGUGCCGGGCGCCGCUGUGUCUACGGACGAAGACAUUCUCAACUACAUCAAGGGCGGUGCUAGGCCUAUUUGGCACGCUAGCGGAACGUGCAAGAUGGGCAAGGCCGACGACGAACUGGCCGUCGUUGAUUCCAAGGCCAGGGUAUACGGUGUCGAGGGUUUGAGGGUCGUGGAUGCGUCCGUCCUACCCAUCAUCAUGCCCGGGCACCCCAUGGGAACCCUUUACAUGCUUGCCGAGAAAAUUGCUGCGGAAAUUCAAGCCGAGGCUUAA